CCUGUCUGUCUUUCUACCUGCAGAUGUGUCUCCUGUCCUUUGAGACAGACAUGGAGAAGGCAUUUGCAGCUCAGCGCAGUCAGGACAAGGUGUGUUCCAUCUGUAUGGAGGUGGUAGUGCAGAAGGCGAACCCGUCAGAACGCAGGUUUGGGAUUCUGUCGUCCUGCUGUCACACCUUCUGUCUGACUUGCAUCAGGAAGUGGCGCUGCACCAGAAAUUUCAGCAACGUCAUCAUCAAGUCGUGUCCAGAGUGUCGGGUGGUCUCAGAGUUCGUCAUCCCAUCAGUUUACUGGGUGGAGGACCAGGAGGACAAAGACCACCUCAUAGACCUCUUCAAGUCUGGAGUCAGUAAGAAGGCCUGUAAGUACUUCGAUCAGGGCCGUGGCUCCUGUCCAUUUGGCGGGAAGUGUUUGUAUCUUCACGCCUUCCGUGACGGAACCAGAGCGGAACCCGAGCAGCCGCGGAAACAGCUGAGCUCCGAGGGGAACGUCCGGUUCAUGAACAGCGUCCGUCUGUGGGACUUCAUCGAGGAGCGUGAGCAGCGGUCGGUCCCGCCUCUGCCGUCCCUUGAUGAUGACAUCACAGAGCUGCGGGAGCUCUUCAUGCAGAUGUCGGGUCCGAGUCACGAGGGGCCCGAGACCCCACCCCCUACAGACCAGUAGAGAGCAGACUGGUCUGCAUUGAGUCCUCGGGUCGCCGUGGUAACCAUCUGAGGGCGGUUCGACGGCCAUGUUUAGUCAUUGAAAUAUUAAAUGAUGUGAUCCAGUCUGUGUCAAUCAUGAUUGAUUCUUUUAUUUAACAUGUAAAUAAGUGAAUACAGAACAAGUGACAUGA
This is a messenger RNA of Paralichthys olivaceus (Japanese flounder), 834 nucleotides long. NCBI's taxonomy places the organism in Eukaryota, Metazoa, Chordata, Actinopteri, Pleuronectiformes, Paralichthyidae. The record is from RefSeq and is a predicted model, not a curated record.